AUGGCUAGGAAUGGGGAGACACAUGUACCAACAAUGUUGAUAAUUAUUGUUUGUUUUGCUAUUAUUGUUGAAUUUCACGGCACUGUUUUUAAACAAUUUUGGACUCUGCCUUAUUAUGUAGCAGCUGAAAAUCUAAAAGAAUGUUAUGAAAAGUGUAGGAUACUUUAUCAGAACAACUCAAAAGAAAAAGAGCAAUGCAGAGAAAGAUGUCGUGCUAAGUACCCGGAAAUUUCUGAUAAUCCUCUAAAGGCAUGUAUACUUGAGUGCAAGAAACUCCAUCCAAACCCAACACCGUUUCAAAAGUGCAGAAAGAAAUGUUAUGAGACAUUCCAGCAAAAUCCUGAUGAUGCUCGGAGGGAUUGUGUCUAUAGAUGCAUGGUAAUAUUUGGGAAUGAUAAGAUAAUGUUCGAAGAAUGCAAAAAGGGAUGCUAUAAUACAUUUCCGCCAACACUGUAA
This is a messenger RNA of Arachis stenosperma, 456 nucleotides long. RefSeq lists its product as uncharacterized. Lineage: Eukaryota; Viridiplantae; Streptophyta; Magnoliopsida; Fabales; Fabaceae. Bases 1 to 456 code for a protein of 151 amino acids. The record is from RefSeq and is a predicted model, not a curated record. The transcript has 3 exons.